Messenger RNA from Mirounga angustirostris (Northern elephant seal), 3495 nucleotides. It is a transcript of the gene AGAP3, whose product is annotated as ArfGAP with GTPase domain, ankyrin repeat and PH domain 3. The record is from RefSeq and is a predicted model, not a curated record. Gene Ontology annotation, biological process: activation of GTPase activity. NCBI's taxonomy places the organism in Eukaryota, Metazoa, Chordata, Mammalia, Carnivora, Phocidae. Gene Ontology annotation, cellular component: nucleus. The transcript has 18 exons. The coding region runs from base 290 to 2968 and encodes 892 amino acids. Gene Ontology annotation, molecular function: GTP binding; GTPase activity; GTPase activator activity.
GGGGGAGGGCCCGGGCCGCGCGCUCCCGGUCCCGUUGUUGUUGCCGCUGGAGGCUGCUCCGAGGUGGCGGGAUCGCGGCGCCGAGAAGCGCCCUGCAGCGGCGGCCACAGCGUGCGCGGCGGCGCCUCCCGGCCUCGGCCCCCGGCCCCCGGCCUCAUGCGCUAGCCCCGCGCCGCCGGCUCCGUAGUCCCGGCCCCGCCAGCCCCGCGCGCCCGCCCGCCACUGCCGCCGCCGCAGCGCCGCCCCGGGCCCCGGCCGGGCCCGCCUCGGGCCCCGCGGCUCCAGAGCCAUGAACUUCCAGGCGGGCGGGGGGCAGAGCCCGCAGCAGCAGCCGAGCCUGGCGGCGCCGGGGGGCGGCGGCGGUGGCGGCGGCGGCGCGGGGGGCGGCGGGCAGUUCGGCGGCGCGGGGCCGGGGGCCGGGGGCGGCGGCGGCCCCUCGCAGCAGCUGGCCGGCGGGCCCCCCCAGCAAUUCGCGCUCUCCAACUCGGCAGCCAUCCGGGCCGAGAUCCAACGCUUCGAAUCCGUGCAUCCCAAUAUCUACGCCAUCUACGACCUGAUCGAGCGCAUCGAGGACUUGGCGCUGCAGAACCAGAUCCGGGAGCACGUCAUCUCCAUCGAGGACUCCUUUGUGAACAGCCAGGAGUGGACCCUGAGCCGCUCGGUUCCGGAGCUUAAAGUGGGCAUUGUGGGGAACCUGUCUAGCGGGAAGUCGGCCCUGGUGCACCGCUAUCUGACAGGGACCUAUGUCCAGGAGGAGUCCCCUGAAGGGGGUCGGUUUAAGAAGGAGAUUGUGGUGGAUGGCCAAAGUUACCUGCUUCUGAUCCGAGAUGAAGGAGGCCCCCCUGAGCUCCAGUUUGCUGCCUGGGUGGACGCAGUGGUGUUCGUGUUCAGCCUGGAGGAUGAAAUCAGCUUCCAGACCGUGUACAACUACUUCUUGCGGCUCUGCAGCUUCCGUAAUGCCAGCGAGGUGCCCAUGGUGUUGGUGGGCACACAGGAUGCCAUCAGUGCCGCAAACCCACGGGUCAUCGACGACAGCAGGGCCCGCAAGCUCUCCACAGACUUGAAGCGCUGCACCUACUAUGAGACGUGCGCGACCUACGGGCUCAACGUGGAGCGCGUCUUCCAGGACGUGGCCCAGAAGGUCGUGGCCUUGCGCAAGAAGCAGCAGCUGGCCAUCGGGCCCUGCAAGUCACUGCCCAACUCCCCCAGCCACUCAGCAGUGUCCGCCGCCUCCAUCCCGGCCGUUCACAUCAACCAGGCCACGAAUGGCUGCAGCAGCGCCUUCAGCGACUACUCCUCCUCAGUCCCCUCCACCCCCAGCGUCAGCCAGCGGGAGCUGCGCAUCGAGACCGUGGCGGCCUCCUCCACCCCCACACCCGUCCGCAAGCAGUCCAAGCGGCGCUCCAACAUCUUCACGUCUCGAAAGGGUGCCGACUUGGACAGAGAGAAGAAGGCCGCCGAUUGCAAGGUGGACAGCAUCGGGAGCGGCCGGGCCAUCCCCAUCAAACAGGGCAUCCUGCUGAAGCGGAGCGGCAAGUCCCUGAACAAGGAGUGGAAGAAGAAGUAUGUGACGCUCUGUGACAACGGGCUGCUCACCUACCACCCCAGCCUGCACGAUUACAUGCAGAACAUCCACGGCAAGGAGAUUGACCUGCUGCGGACCACGGUAAAGGUGCCAGGAAAGCGCCUGCCCCGGGCCACCCCGGCCACAGCCCCAGGCACCAGCCCCCGGGCCAACGGACUGGCCCUGGAGCGGAGUAACACACAGCUGGGUGGGGGCGCAGGUGCCCCCUACUCGGCCAGCAACUCGGCCUGGGCUGGCCCGCGCCCCGAGGGGCUGCACCAGCGCUCCUGCUCUGUUUCCAGCGCCGACCAGUGGAGUGAUGCCCUGCCCCCAGCCAGUGGCCCAGCUGAGGUGCUCAGUUCCAGCCCCAAGCUGGAGCCUCCCCCAUCUCCCCACUCCAACCGGAAGAAGCACCGGCGGAAAAAGAGCACCGGGACCCCCCGACCAGACGGCCCCAGCAGUGCUGCUGAAGAGGCAGAGGAGUCGUUUGAGUUUGUGGUGGUGUCCCUCACUGGGCAGACGUGGCACUUCGAGGCCUCAACGGCAGAGGAGCGGGAACUGUGGGUCCAGAGCGUGCAGGCCCAGAUCCUCGCCAGCCUGCAGGGCUGCCGCAGCACCAAGGACAAGACUCGACUGGGGAACCAGAACGCGGCUCUGGCCGUGCAGGCCGUCCGCACCGUCCGCGGCAACAGCUUCUGCAUCGACUGCGACGCCCCCAAUCCAGACUGGGCCAGCUUGAACCUGGGUGCCCUGAUGUGCAUCGAGUGCUCAGGCACCCACCGACACCUGGGGGCUCACCUGUCCCGGGUCCGCUCCCUGGACCUCGAUGACUGGCCGCCUGAGCUGCUGGCUGUCAUGACCGCGAUGGGCAAUGCCCUGGCCAACAGCGUCUGGGAGGGGGCCCUGGAUGGCUAUGCCAAGCCGGGGCCUGACGCCUGCAGAGAGGAGAAGGAGCGCUGGAUCCGGGCCAAGUAUGAACAGAAGCUCUUCCUGGCCCCGCUGCCGAGCUCGGACGUGCCGCUGGGCCAGCAGCUGCUCCGGGCCGUGGUGGAGGACGACCUGCGGCUGCUGGUGAUGCUUCUGGCACAUGGGUCCAAGGAGGAGGUGAACGAGACCUACGGGGAUGGGGACGGGCGGACGGCUCUCCAUCUCUCCAGCGCCAUGGCCAAUGUCGUCUUCACACAACUGCUCAUCUGGUAUGGGGUGGAUGUGCGGAGCCGGGACGCCCGGGGCCUGACUCCCCUGGCCUAUGCUCGUCGGGCCGGCAGCCAGGAGUGCGCAGACAUCCUGAUCCAGCACGGCUGCCCCGGGGAGGGCUGUGGCUUCGCACCGACCCCCAGCAGAGAGCCUGCCAAUGGCCCCAGUGCCUCUGCUGAGCUGCACCGAAGCCCUAGCCUUCUGUAAGGCCCGCGGAGGGGGCAGAGGGGCCAGAAGGACGCUGUGGCCGGGGGCCCCGCCUCCCUGCAGGCACUGGGGGGAGCCAAGACACAGAGACUGAGAAGCAGGGACGUGCAGAAAGGAAGGAGAAGAAAUGAAGAAGAGUCGAACAAGAGAAGAGCUAAAUGGGAGAGACAGAGGGACCGGAGGAGACAUCUGGGAUUUGAGCUGCAGCAGAGAGGGAGUGGAGCUAUUCUAGCCCUCUGCCCUAUGGUGCCACUGAAAAGGGACAGGACCCUUUGGAGGUACCUGUGAGGAGAGGGGAGCAGGACCUCUCCCUCCUCCAGAUUCCUACCUUCUACUGCCAGCCCCCUGCAAGCCUUCAUCCUAAAAUGGAGCCGGGACGGACAGGGCACAGGUUGGGGGGGGUGCUGGAGGAAAGAGACGAGGAGGUGAUCUGUGAGUCCCAUGUAAAUUUGUACAUUGGAAUAUUUAUGUUUGUGUACAUAUCUGGUGUGUGUGUAUGAUGAGCCAGUAAACCAGACUGUGUGUGG